This is a messenger RNA of Drosophila santomea, 1873 nucleotides long. Its product is annotated as phospholipase B1, membrane-associated. The coding region runs from base 135 to 1478 and encodes 447 amino acids. The transcript has a single exon. Lineage: Eukaryota; Metazoa; Arthropoda; Insecta; Diptera; Drosophilidae. Gene Ontology annotation, molecular function: glycerophospholipase activity. The record is from RefSeq and is a predicted model, not a curated record. Gene Ontology annotation, biological process: phospholipid metabolic process.
ACACAUUUGCCUGUCGGAUGAGAACGCGUUCAGAAGUUCAUCGGGUGUGAGCUUGCGUGAGCUUGCUAAAGUAAUUCCGAAUGGAUAAGAACUCAGACUGAACCUCUUGAAUUUCGACCAAAAAAUCAUCAGAAAUGUCUUACUUUACCUAUGCAUUGUGUCUGUGCUCGUUGUUCAUAUUGUUCACGCCUCUUGUAUCCGCAAAUCGUCGCAUUCGGCGACAAAAUCGAUCCGAUCGCCUGCUGGCUGACAUCGGAGUACGUGCCCAGUCCUACGAUCCCCGUGCGCCGGAAAAUGGCAUUCAGCAGUACACCGACAUCGACCAGGAUCUGCGCCACAUAUUCCUUAACACCAGGCAGACCACGCUGAGAUGGGCCCUCAACAACAUCGAGGCGCUGAGCAGUCGCGGUCGACGCGAGGGAAAGCUCCAGUCUCCGGUGUCCAAGAAGGUGCCCUUCCGGUGUCCCACGAACAACACACGGUCCCCGAGUCCGCCCACUUCCAUAGAACACCUCAGGCCGGGUGACAUCGAUAUCAUUGCUGCCUUCGGCGACUCCCUGUCCGCAGGCAACGGAAUUCUGUCCAAUAAUGCCAUCGACAUGAUCAACGAGUUUCGCGGCCUGACCUUCUCCGGCGGUGGACUUGCCAAUUGGCGAAGGUUCGUGACGCUGCCGAACAUCCUGAAGAUCUUCAAUCCCAAGCUGUACGGCUUCGCGGUGAGCAACAGCCUGGUGAUCAACCACCGAUCCUCGCGACUGAACAUCGCCGAGCCGAUGAUCAUGUCGCGGGAUCUGCCCUUCCAGGCUCGCGUGCUCAUCGAUCUGCUGCGACGCGAUCGCCAUGUGGACAUGAAGCGGCACUGGAAGCUGCUGACUGUGUAUGUGGGAAACAACGACAUCUGCUCCGACCUGUGCCACUGGGACACUCCGCAGAGCUUCCUCGACCAGCACGCCCGCGAUCUCCGCCAGGCAUUCCGCCUCCUGCGCGACCAUGUGCCGCGCCUGCUGAUCAACCUGAUUGUGGUGCCAAACAUACCGCUGGUGCUGAGCACCAUGACCCAGGUGCCGCUGCAGUGCUUCGUGGUGCACCGUGUGGGAUGCCACUGCCUGAUCAACGACCGCCUCAAUCGCACCGAGUUCAAUGAGCGCAUGGACACCCUGACCCGUUGGCAGCAGCUGGACAUGGAGAUCGCCCGGCUGCCCGAGUUUCAUCGCCAGGACUUUGCCAUCGUUGCGCAUCCAAUGCUGACCAAACUAACUGCUCCCGUACUGCCCGAUGGGAACACGGACUGGCGGUUCUUCUCCCACGACUGCUUCCACUUCAGCCAGCGCGGCCACGCGAUCAUCUCGAACCUGUUGUGGAACAGCAUGCUCCUGCCGGACGAACAGAAGCCGCGACCUUCGGUGGUGCCCGAGCUGUUCGAGCGGGUCGUUUGCCCCACUGCGGAGCAGCCCUACUUUGUGGUCAGGCCAAGUUGAGGGUCUCCCAAGAUCGGGAACGGGUUAAGUUACUUGGUUAAGCUGUCUGGUGACCCUUUUCUUGGCGGUACCGCAGUCUGGUGUGCACAGAGAAAAAUUGCUUUUUAUUCGCAUAUCAAAUUUAGUUGUCUAAGCACAAGGAGCAUCUUUCGUACGCAAAUCACUUGUUUGCGUGAAAAUGUUGGUCUCUAAAGUAUUCAUAAUAAAUUAUUAUUAUUUAUAACCAUAAUAUACAAACCCUGCCACUUCCACUUCCGCAAAUCGUAUGCGGAAUGCAUUGGAUUGUGCAAAGGCAACUAUUAGGAUUUUGUUCCAAACUUAAUAAUAUUUGAUCCUCGACCUUAGCAAAUAAAUAUAAAUAUAUUUGUUAAGCUGUCAGAAGCCCAUAAAGAUUA